Pyrus x bretschneideri (Chinese white pear) is the source of this 2766-nucleotide messenger RNA. RefSeq names its product L-lactate dehydrogenase B-like. Gene Ontology annotation, cellular component: cytoplasm. The transcript is spliced from 2 exons. Lineage: Eukaryota; Viridiplantae; Streptophyta; Magnoliopsida; Rosales; Rosaceae. The coding region runs from base 1453 to 2520 and encodes 355 amino acids. Gene Ontology annotation, biological process: carboxylic acid metabolic process. The record is from RefSeq and is a predicted model, not a curated record. Gene Ontology annotation, molecular function: L-lactate dehydrogenase (NAD+) activity.
AAUCAAGUUUGCUUGAUUAUAUAUAUCUCUUUGCACGGACCUGAUGAACUAGCUUAAUGAACGGGUAUAUAUAGCAUAAGGAGAAUGGUGCGUUUUGCAGUAGUGGGGUGGUUGUGGGAUUGUGGAAGGAUGACUAUCAGGACUUGUGGCUUAGUUUAUUCAAAGAUGUAAUCAUUUGGGACGAACUGCGUAGAGUGUUCACACUGAGUGAUACUUUCGCAAGGUGGCACGUAGUUAGAUUUUUGCUUCCCUUGUAUCUGCAGAGUGCUUUAGAUCUCUUUCAUUCGUUUUUUUGGGAAUCUGUGAAAACCCACAACACCUGGCCACAUCUGAUUGAAUUCAGAGUCGAACUGCCCGACAAGUUAUUUUCUAUAUGCGUAUUGGUAGUUAGACCAAUUUUGUACAUCAAAAUUGCAAGUCAUAUGAUAUGUCACUAAUAGGAAAUAAACACGUUAAUCAAAAUUUAAGUAAUAAUCUAAUCAUCACUAACCUCAUCAUAUAUCUUACAUUGCCAUUUGACGUCAUCACACCGUCAUAUGUCUUACAUUGCCAUUUGAUUUCCCUAGCAUUACAUUUCCUAUAUAUGAAGUCAUCAUACCGUCUUGUGAUAUUUUUGUUUCCAUUGCCACUAUGACACGUUGAAUGUUCAUGUACUGGUAGCACAACUUAAUAGAGUAGCAAUCCAAAUCAUAUAUGGAAGAUAUUUUUAGGAAAAAUCUAAAUCCACUCGUAUGUAAUCAAAAGCAUUUCUAACGUAUUUGACAUAAAAAGUGAUUACAUAUUUGAAUAAUCUAAGCCACAAACCCUGAUAGUCAUCCUUCCACUCGUAUGUAAUCAAGUGUGUAUAGAUUGUAAAGCAUUUGAAAGCGCUUUUUAUUUUAUUUUAUAAAGUACUAUUUCUGAAAGUACUUUCAAGUGUUUUUCUAAAAUAAAAAAAAAAAAAAAAAAAAGAAAUUUCUAAUGAAAUUUCAACACUUUCCAUCAACAACAACGCUUAUGAACAUGGUAUAAGAAUAGCAUUUCCAAAUCGACUCUAAAAUUUCCUCCCAAAAUGCAAGCUUUGAAAAUGAAAGGGCCGUAUUUCUUGUAAAAGGCCCAUUAAUUCUAAUGGAUUUCUAUGCAGAUUGAAGAUGCGGGCUUCUAUAUAUCAAUUGAGUUUUUUUAUUCUAGAAGGCCCAUUAAUGGAUUGAACGUUCUGAAGUAAAUCGCAAGACAAGGAAAGAGAAAAACUUACCUCUCCGGUCCAAAUUCUCCAUGAAUCCCCCAAUUUCCCAAAGGAAUGUCCAAGUCUUUAAUGACAGCAUUGAAUGUUGAAAUGGAAGGAAAUCGUCCGAAUCCGACCGGCAUCCCCUCCCUCUCUCCGACACUAUAUAACUCCCCUUAUGUCUCUCUUUCUCUAGCAUCAUCAAACACCACAAAAUACACAACCUAAAUUACAGACCCACAAAAAACAUGUCACCCGUGCACAAGAGCAGUUCAGGAUCAUCACUGGGUCCGGGAGGCCUGGACUUAACCCAAGCCUUCUUCAAGCCCAUCUCCAGCGCCGACCCACCUUCCCCCACCAAGCGCCAUACCAAAAUCUCCGUCGUCGGCGCCGGCAACGUCGGCAUGGCCAUCGCCCAAACCAUCUUAACCCAAGACGUCGCCGAUGAGCUCGUCAUUGUCGACGUCGACCCGGACAAGCUCCGCGGUGAGAUGCUCGACCUCCAGCACGCCGCCGCCUUCCUUCCCCGCACCAAAAUCAUGGCCUCCGUUGACUACGCCGUUACCGUCGGCUCCGACCUGUGUAUUGUCACCGCCGGCGCCCGCCAGAACCCCGGAGAGUCCAGGCUGAACCUCCUCCAGAGGAACGUUUCUCUGUUUCGAAAUAUCGUACCGCCGCUUGUCAAGUACUCACCGGACACCAUCUUGCUAAUCGUGUCCAACCCUGUUGAUGUCUUGACGUACGUCGCCUGGAAGCUAUCAGGGUUUCCCAGCAACCGGGUUCUCGGGUCGGGUACCAAUCUCGAUUCCUCCAGGUUCCGCUUCCUCAUCGCCGAUCAUCUUGACGUUAACGCCCAAGAUGUACAGGCUUACAUAGUUGGGGAGCACGGUGACAGCUCCGUGGCGCUGUGGUCGAGCAUAAGCGUAGGGGGAGUGCCGGUGUUGAACUUCCUAGAAAAACAGCAAAUAGCCUAUGAGAAAGAGACACUAGAAAACAUUCACAAGGCAGUUGUCGAGAGUGCUUACGAAGUGAUAAGUCUGAAAGGGUAUACUUCAUGGGCAAUUGGCUACUCCGCCGCCAACCUGGCUCGGAGCAUACUGAGGGACCAGAGGAAGAUCCACCCUGUGUCGGUACUCGCCAAGGGCUUCUACGGAGUGGAAGGUGGGGACGUGUUCUUGAGCCUGCCUGCGCAGCUUGGGAGGGGCGGGGUGUUGGGCGUGGCCAAUAUACAUCUCACUGACGAGGAGGCACAGAGGCUGAGGGACUCUGCUAACACCAUUUUGGAGGUCCAAGCUCAGUUGAACUUGGGAAUAUGAUCCAAAUAAAUUAUUAUCACCUAAUUAUUUUUUAUAUAGUAUUCCCUCUAUAUAGGGCAUAGCUAUAGCCUCUAGGAGAGAAUGCGAUGAGUUCUUAAUUUUCCAUUCUGUUCAGUUCGUUAAUGUUGGUCUAAUAUAUGGAAAGUGAUUUACUGAAAUAGAAGAAAUAAUUAAAUAAACAAAAACAUCAGGCAAGCUUUGGAAUUUUGAGCAUCAAUCAUCAAUGUAAAGAAUCAUUAAUUACAA